AUGAAGAAGACAUCAUCAGGAGAAUCAACGGCGUCGAUGGAAAUGACUGGAAGCAAGGAAUCAGCAGAAAAGAUUAGGACAACACUCGCUCAGGAAGCAGUUAAAGAGCAAAGACGUAAUUCGGCUGAAAAGCUUCUGUCUUCUAAUUCAGCAAGCAACCAAGGAAGGACAUCAUCAGGAUCGACAGAAAAAACCGGAACGAUAAGCAGUGGUUCGGCAGAAAAAAUCGGCGCAAAAGGAUCAGGAGAAAAGAUUGGAAAGCGAGGCAGGAAGUUGGAGAAGAAGAGUACUUCGAAAGGUUCAGCACACAAUAUUGGAAAGAAGAUUAUGAAUAAAUUUGGUUUGAAAGGAUCGAAGGAGAAGAAUAGAAAGCGCGGCAAGAAAAAGGCGAAAAAGUCUGGUUCAAAAGAGUCAACGGAGAAAACUGGCAAUGGCAGCAAAUCGGCAGAGGAAACCAAAUCAAAAGGAUCGGCUGAAAAGAUAGAAAGACGAAGAAGAUUAGCAGGAAAAACCCAACCAAUGGAAAAAGCGGAAAAAGUUGAAAGGAAACUUAAAUCGGUAGUCAUGUCUUCGCCGAUAGAAUUAAGAGACGAGUAUCCGCCGAAAGAGUUCCAGCAAACGAUGGAUGACUUUAUGAAGCAAAAUGCUAGAGAACCUGUACGUAGAGGUGCUCGUCAAAAUACAAGAACUGGGUCUGCAGCUCCAUCAGCAACUACAAGUAUAGAGUACGGUAGCAGCAGAGUGAUAAUGAGUGGUUAUGUUCCAGACGAUACAAGUUCCACAAAGGUAAUGAAAAGGUACUGCACUUAG
Molecule: messenger RNA, 810 nt
Organism: Cylicostephanus goldi
Lineage: Eukaryota; Metazoa; Nematoda; Chromadorea; Rhabditida; Strongylidae
Source: the annotation of a GenBank genome assembly